Messenger RNA from Chanos chanos (milkfish), 2367 nucleotides. It is a transcript of the gene nlgn2a, whose product is annotated as neuroligin 2a. The record is from RefSeq and is a predicted model, not a curated record. NCBI's taxonomy places the organism in Eukaryota, Metazoa, Chordata, Actinopteri, Gonorynchiformes, Chanidae. Gene Ontology annotation, molecular function: neurexin family protein binding. The coding region runs from base 304 to 2367 and encodes 687 amino acids. Gene Ontology annotation, cellular component: membrane. The transcript is spliced from 8 exons.
ACAGGGUCUCUGUAUUAUCUCGCGCUGUGGUUGGCGCUGUCCUCGUGCCAACGCGUGGACUCCGCCAACAAACACCCCACGGUGACCACCAACUACGGCAAGCUGAGAGGGAUCAAAAAGGAGCUCAACAACGAGAUCUUGGGCCCCGUGGAGCAGUACCUGGGGGUGCCUUACGCCACGGCGCCCAUCGGAGACCGUCGGUUCCAGCCCCCCGAGGCGCCGGGCUCCUGGCAGGAGGUGCGGAACGCCACGCAGUUUGCCCCCGUGUGCCCGCAAAACGUCCACGGUGUUCUGCCCGAGAUCAUGCUGCCCGUUUGGUUCACAGACAGCUUGGAUGUGGCAGCCACUUACAUCCAGAACCAGAGCGAAGACUGCCUCUACCUGAACAUCUACGUUCCCACAGAGGACGACAUCCGUGACCGUAGGAAGAAGCCGGUGAUGCUCUUUAUCCACGGGGGCUCCUACAUGGAAGGGACCGGAAACAUGUUCGACGCCAGCGUCCUCGCAGCCUACGGCAACGUCAUCGUGGUCACAAUGAACUACCGACUGGGCGUGCUCGGUUUUCUGAGUACAGGAGAUCAGUCUGCUAAGGGGAAUUAUGGAUUGUUAGAUCAGAUCCAGGCCUUGCGUUGGCUCAAUGAGAAUAUUGGCCAUUUCGGGGGUGACCCAGAACGCAUCACCAUAUUUGGCUCGGGGGCGGGAGCUUCCUGUGUCAACCUGCUCAUUCUGUCCCAUCACUCUGAAGGCCUGUUCCAGCGAGCCAUUGCUCAGAGCGGCUCAGCCAUCUCCAGCUGGUCCAUAAACUACCAGCCGUUAAAAUACACCAAGGUCCUCGCUCGCAAGGUGGGCUGCACCUAUGGGGAGACCGCUGACCUGGUGGACUGCCUACGCCGCAAGAGUUUCCGCGAGCUGGUGGACCAGGACAUCCAGCCCGCGCGCUACCACAUCGCUUUCGGCCCCGUGGUGGACGGGGACGUGGUACCGGAUGACCCGGAGAUCCUCAUGCAACAGGGGGAGUUCCUGAAUUAUGACCUGUUGAUUGGCGUGAACCAGGGAGAGGGGCUGAAAUUUGUGGACGAUGGAGGCUCAGAGAGUGAGGAGGGGAUCUCUGCAGCAGCAUUCGAUUACACCAUAUCCAAUUUUGUGGACAACCUUUAUGGUUACCCUGAAGGUAAAGACAUUCUGAGGGAGACCAUUAAGUUCAUGUACACAGACUGGGCUGACCGGGAUAACGGCGAGAUGAGGAGGAAGACCUUGCUUGCACUAUUCACCGACCACCAGUGGGUGGCACCAGCGGUUGCUACUGCCAAGCUGCACGCCGAGUAUCAGUCCCCAGUUUACUUCUACACCUUUUACCACCACUGCCAGACAGAGACUCGGCCCGAGUGGGCGGACGCGGCCCACGGAGACGAGAUCCCUUAUGUUUUCGGUGUGCCCAUGAUCGGUGCCACAGACCUGUUCCCCUGCAACUUCUCCAAGAAUGAUGUCAUGCUUAGUGCUGUGGUGAUGACUUACUGGACCAACUUUGCUAAAACCGGGGAUCCCAACCUGCCGGUUCCCCAGGACACCAAGUUCAUCCACACUAAGCCCAACCGCUUCGAGGAGGUCAUUUGGACCAAGUUCAACUCCAAAGACAAGCAGUACCUCCACAUCGGCCUAAAGCCUCGAAUUCGUGACAACUACCGAGCCAAUAAGGUGGCCUUCUGGCUAGAGCUGGUUCCUCAUCUACACAACCUCCACGAAGAGCUGCUGAGCUCCACCACUACCCGCCUGCCCCCCGGGACAGCCCGGACGCCGCACUGGAAAGGCCAGGGACCCCGCACCACCCGGCACCCCUUCCCCACCUUUCCCCCGGAACCCGAUCCCGACGCCUCGGAACGCCCUCGUUUUUCGCCCUUCCCCGGCGACACGAGGGACUACUCCACGGAGCUGAGCGUGACGGUCGCCGUUGGCGCCUCGCUGCUCUUCCUCAACAUCCUGGCCUUCGCCGCUCUCUACUACAAGCGGGACAAACGUCACGAGAUGAGGAGGCACCGGCUGUCCCCUCAACGCGGCGUCCCGGCCAAUGACCUGGCGCACAGUCAGGAGGAAGAGAUCAUGUCCCUGCAGAUGAAGCACUCGGAACACGACGCUCAUCACGACCUGGAGCCGCUACGACCGCACGACAUCCUCCGGCCCGCCUGCCCGCCCGACUACACGCUGGCCCUGCGGAGAGCGCCGGACGACGUCCCCCUCAUGACGCCCAACACCAUCACCAUGAUCCCCAGCACCAUCACUGGCAUGCAGCCUCUCCAUGCCUUCAACACCUUCCCGGCCACGGGCCACAACAACACCCUGCCACAUCCGCACUCCACCACCCGUGUAUAG